AUCCAGUCUGGAGACGUUACUUCAGUACCAGCUGUGUUGAGCAGCUUGAAUUCCGAAAGCGGGAUCAAAGCUUUCAUGAACAGCGUCGUCAACAGUAACAACAAUAAAAUGAACGAUGAGUCCAGCUCCAGGGAUCCAAUGGUUGAGUCCUCCAGUAACAGCACCUGCAGUGAGCAGAGUCUCAAUAAGGAACCAGUUUGCACUCAAUUGUUGACGCAAUUAAAUACAGCGUACCAACAUUUGGCGCCUGAUGCUCAAGCUAUUGAUAUUAUGUACCUUUUUGAGUUACUUGGGACUGAUGAUGACAAAAUGGCGGUGUGUUACAGUUCUGCAGUCAAGAAAAUGGCGGCAAGCCCCCACUUGUUGGGGGGAACGCUAUUCAGUUGGUAA
Messenger RNA from Cotesia congregata, 390 nucleotides. The record is from the annotation of a GenBank genome assembly. NCBI's taxonomy places the organism in Eukaryota, Metazoa, Arthropoda, Insecta, Hymenoptera, Braconidae.